This is a messenger RNA of Camellia sinensis, 1136 nucleotides long. RefSeq names its product peroxin 11A (gene PEX11A). Gene Ontology annotation, cellular component: peroxisomal membrane. Gene Ontology annotation, biological process: peroxisome fission. Lineage: Eukaryota; Viridiplantae; Streptophyta; Magnoliopsida; Ericales; Theaceae. The record is from RefSeq and is a predicted model, not a curated record.
CAACCUAUAAAUUCUCGUACUUCUUCCCAGUUUUUCUCCCUAGACUGCGACUCCAUGGAACCCGAAGCUUCAAAGCUCUCAUCUUCUUCUUCGUCUUCUUCUUCUUCAUUACAAAACCCUAAAAACCCUAUUAGAUCAACGAUCAAAGACAAAGACUUCUUGAACCACCUCGAAUCGUACCUCGCGAAGCGAGAUGGUGUUGACAAGCUUUUGAAGAUCUCGAGGUACGCCACCAAGAUCAUCCUCGCCUCCUCUCUCCUGCCCGAAACCCUACCCCUCAAUCGCCGACUCAAGAGCUUCGAAUCGAGUGUUGGUGUCAGUCGCAAGGCAUUCAGGCUCGGCAAAUUCGUUCAAGACGUGAAUGCUCUGCGAAACUUGUGUUUUGACUCCAGAGAACAAUUGAUAUUGUCUGUGAUCGCCUACGGAAGUGAGGGUUUGUAUUACUUUGUUGAGCAAUUCGUGUGGUUGGCCAAAUCGGGGUUGAUCGACGCUAAACACUUGCGUAAUUUGCAGAAGAUUAGUGCUUGGGCUGAGUUUAUUGGUUAUUUAGGGAGUAUUAGUUUGAAAAUUAGGGAUUUGAAGAAGAUUGGCGAGGAAGAAGCCUGUUUGAGAUCGAGUAUCGAGGUUGCGAUUGUGAGAGGGGAUGAGUGUGGUGAUCAGGAGGCUAAGAUUCGGAAAUUGAGAGAGAAGAAGUUCAUGAAGAAGCUUUCGAUCGUGCAAGAUUUGGCUGAUGGGUUGAUGGCUGUGGCCGAUAUUCAGGAUGGAAAGGGGCCAUUUUCGGGGCCACUGUUGAUUUCGUCGGCAGGGCUUUUGUCGGCGAUGAUUAGUACUCACAAAAAUUGGUUGUCUUGCUGAUUUUGAUCGCGAGAUGACAAGGUAUGAAUUUGAUUGUUAAAACCCUGCUGCUUGAAACAAUUGGAGAUUUAUGUUUGAAAAUUUCAGAUAUUCAUGUUACAGUAGAGAGCGAGAGAGCUCUUAUAGUUUCAUUGUAGGGGAGAUAAUGUGAAUCCAUGAAGCUCCUGGGUUCUCUUCUUGUUACAUUUCUCAUGAAUAAUAAAUUAAAUUGCAUCUUUGGGAUGCAAAGGAUUCAAUUAUGGUUCUACAAAAAUGUAUUGAUUUAUAUUAUUAUUGGUUAA